ACCACAUAUGAAUCAACCAAAACCAACACAUUCUUCAAAGAACACCUCAUCUCAACAACUCCACAAAUUUUCACAUUCUUCAAUCAUCUGAACUUUAAUUAGUUAUUCAACAAAUUCUGUCAGCCCAAGAAUUUGAUGAUGGAAUCAGCAUGUUGUUUUUGCUUCUUCUCCAGCAAGAAGAGUGUUGUUGUUGGAAGGAAUGGCAGAAGCAGUUCAAAAGACGUUCAGUGGGAAAAGAAUGAUGAGAUGCUAUCUGACAGAAGCACGUUUUCUGUGAAGGAACAAGAAAAGAGAUUGAAGAAAGCUUUGGAAGAGGAAGAAAAGGUUAGCAAGGAAGCAGAGAGGGUUGUCCAAUGGGUCAAGCAGGAAUCAGCAAAAAUUCAUCUUUCUGCAGUCAAAACAGUUCUUAAUGAACCCCAAAAAGAAUCAAAUGUUGUGUAAAAGAUAAUUGUCACUUUCUUUGUUGAUUCCUUUUGAGAAAUUAUUGUACAUGUUUCAUA
Vigna angularis (adzuki bean) is the source of this 500-nucleotide messenger RNA. RefSeq lists its product as uncharacterized. The record is from RefSeq and is a predicted model, not a curated record. Lineage: Eukaryota; Viridiplantae; Streptophyta; Magnoliopsida; Fabales; Fabaceae.